GUACCAAACUAUACCAGACCCGUUUUUUAUGGUCGGCGGCGCAGAUGCCAUUUCGGGCAAGAUCAAUUUCUGACAAGCAAACUCGUAGGCCAAACUCUACGACAGUUACCGUACUAAUUUAAUUGUGUAUUCUUGGAUAGUCUCUCACAAUUAACUUAACUGGGGUUCACGCCUCUUUCUUGCAUCAACGGGGCUCAGAUGACCAUGCUAAAGUCGCACAAGUUCUUGACUGGUGAUAACUCAAUACCGUAACGCAUACAAUCAAUUAUAACCGACGACGUAGCUCUGUGACAGAGAUCUAUCUCACAGACGCUCUAAGCAACGAUCGUUUACAUUUACAAACAACUUUUUCACUCCCAUUGUUAGGGUCUCUAUCUCUACCAUUUGCGAUUGCGUUAGUUAACUUACGACUUUAUCUCUUUUAUGAAUGUCUGAGUAACAGGUGAUAUUCGUUAAAUGUAUAUAUUUCAGACUCUCAAUAUCUCUGUACGGUAGCACGGUAUUCAUUGCUCAAAUUCUUUCAGUUUUAUAUGACUAAGUGUUUUGACAACAUGACAGCAGAACAACCAAAGCAACCUUCUAUACCCUGCAUGAGAGUCACACAACUUGAUGCUCAAGAUCUGGAUGAGUAUUUAAUUGAUCUCCUUAUGCGGCAGCAAUUGGACAAAUGCAUAAAGUUUCUUUUUCCGGAAAAACUUUCCAAAAUUAAGCCAGAGUUACAAACUGCUCUAUAUAGUUUGUUGAUGUGUUCUACAGUUGGCAGGUUUCAUCAAACAGUUGGACAGAAACUUUUUGGUGUCAUGAUGGCAAAUUCUUGUGAUCUCAGUGUUGCUCCUAACAAAAAAAUUUCGAGUUUGAUUAUACUUGAAAUUUUUUUAUAUUGGUGGAAAACAAGAUACAGAGAUAAUCAUCCUACGAUGAUAUCAAAAUAUCCCAGAAUCUCCAAAUUAUUGGAUAUAUUGAUCAGUUGUAUGAAAGUAUUGGAUAUUAUUAACAUUUUGAGAUUUCUCCGUACUGGAGAAUACAACAGACUUCUCUUAAGAAUUCUUGGUCUAAGAAUAGUAUUUGAUCAUCCAAAUCCAGUUCCAAGUUCAAUUUCAUACACCAUAUUAAGUCGUGAUAUUUUGUGGAGAGGUUUUGCAGAAACUUCCAUGUAUUUUUUGACACUGUUCGAUAUUCCAAGAUUGAAAAAAUUUUUCAGAAGAUAUUUUCAACCAUUGUAUGAAGAAGGAAAUCUUGCUACCCAACCAGACUUGCAAGUGUGUGGAAUUUGUGAAGAUUGGCCUACACAGCCUUAUGAAACUGCAUGUGGUCAUGUAUUCUGCUAUUACUGUGCAUCAACUGCAAUAUCUUCAAAAUCUAAAUGUGUAUUGUGUGAUUCGAUUAUGGAUAAUACAAUAGGUCCAAAAAUAGUGAAUUGAAAAAAUGUAUCUCAAAAUAAUUAAAACUGCUAAGCAACUUGUAAAAGGUCGAGAAUAACGAACAAGGAGAAUAAUUAAGUUGUAAGCGUGAUAUCAAGAAAUAUUCUGGAAUUCCUUGGAAAUUUCUGUCAACUAUGCAAUAAAAUUUCUUUGUUUUUCACACAACUCUAUGUACUAGUUAGUUCAUGAUACAUUUUUUCAUCAUUGAUCUUUCAUGAAAAUAUUUGAACAAAAUCUGUGAAAUA
Messenger RNA from Styela clava, 1666 nucleotides. Its product is annotated as peroxisome biogenesis factor 2-like. NCBI's taxonomy places the organism in Eukaryota, Metazoa, Chordata, Ascidiacea, Stolidobranchia, Styelidae. Gene Ontology annotation, biological process: protein import into peroxisome matrix. Gene Ontology annotation, cellular component: peroxisomal membrane. Gene Ontology annotation, molecular function: zinc ion binding. The record is from RefSeq and is a predicted model, not a curated record.